Lotus japonicus is the source of this 650-nucleotide messenger RNA. RefSeq names its product glucan 1,3-beta-glucosidase-like. Gene Ontology annotation, molecular function: actin filament binding; hydrolase activity, hydrolyzing O-glycosyl compounds. The coding region runs from base 66 to 650 and encodes 194 amino acids. The transcript has 4 exons. Gene Ontology annotation, biological process: actin filament bundle assembly; establishment or maintenance of cell polarity; cell migration. The record is from RefSeq and is a predicted model, not a curated record. Gene Ontology annotation, cellular component: actin cytoskeleton; cytoplasm. NCBI's taxonomy places the organism in Eukaryota, Viridiplantae, Streptophyta, Magnoliopsida, Fabales, Fabaceae.
AUGUAGUAAACUCUCACUAACCAUAUUAUGAGUUUUAUCAGUGGUAAUUGCUUCCAGAUUUUGUAAUGUUAUGUUUUUAUAAUGUAUAUCAGGCCAUAUCAGAGACUCUAGUGACUGCAGAUUAUGAAGGAUCCAGCUGGGAGGAUAAUGACCCUUCAGUCUUCAAAAUGAUAAUUUUGAAUCACACCAUAUUAAAAGGCGAAUACCAACUUACAAAUGGUUAUGGCCAAGACAGAGCUCCAACAAUCAUGCAGGAUCACUGGAAUACAUAUAUCACUGAAGAUGAUUUCAGAUUCAUAUCAACAAAUGGCUUAAAUGCUGUUAGAAUUCCAGUUGGGUGGUGGAUAGCACAAGACCCAACACCACCAAAGCCAUUUGUAGGAGGAUCCUUGGAAAUACUUGACAAUGCAUUCACAUGGGCACAAAAGUAUGGAUUGAAGGUAAUUGUGGACCUGCAUGCUGUUCCAGGUUCACAAAAUGGAACAAAAAGGAUGAUGAGACAAGAACAUAGGAGGAACAAAAAGGAUGAUGACAUGUUUAUGUUCUUUUUUUUCACCGAACAAGAAUCAAUGUUUACAAGAGUUAAAAGGCAAAAGAGAGGAAAACAAGGAAGAAAAAACAUGACAAGAGGGGACGAACAAAAGGGGUGA